AUGCUAUCUAUUUCUCCAAUUCGCGAGAAUAAAAAAGGCGUCCUACGUAUGCCAAGUAGUGAGGUAAAGGAAAGAAGCAAACCUAAAUGCUCUGUUGCAUUCUGUGAGACGGUUGAAUUCAGAACUGUUUAUGUUACUAAGCAGGAAAGAUUAGGCCAGUUUUAUGACCUAACUCAAUGGGAUUUCAUUAAUGAAGACAAACAAGAAUAUGCACAAGACCUUAUUGCGGAUUUUGCAGCAACAUGCAUACCUCUCAAGGAUUCAGAUGACUCAACAGGCAAUCGAAAAAUUAAGAGAUUAUUUUGGAACUACAGUGACGAGAAUUGCUGUAAUAAUUUUACUAUUUCUUGGCUUAAUUCGUGUUCUAACGAAGAAUCUAGUUUCGGCACUGAAAUGGAUCAGGAAUCAAUGUUUCAUCAUUUUGAAGAUAGCUAUUCAAGUGAAAUCGAGUUUGACCAACAGGAUGUAUCCUUUCAAGAAUUUGAUACUGACUUCACUCGUGAAGAAUACGAGGACAGUGUAGAAGAUGACUAUUUUAUUGAAAGUGAAGAGAUUAACAUUAGUAUUAGCUACGAAUGA
Molecule: messenger RNA, 579 nt
Organism: Cryptosporidium ubiquitum
Lineage: Eukaryota; Apicomplexa; Conoidasida; Eucoccidiorida; Cryptosporidiidae
Exons: 1
Coding region: 1-579 (192 amino acids)
Source: RefSeq, a predicted model, not a curated record